CUCCGCCCUCCCCCCUCCCCAGUGCCGCAGCCGCCGGCCCCGCUCCCUGGCCGCAGACGACCCGCAGCAGGGUCCCCGCCCGGCCAUGCUGCUGGGGGACGAGAUCAGCGCCGGGGACCGGCUGAGCGGAGCCGCCGCCCGGGGGGACCUGGCCGAGCUGCGCCGCCUCCUGCACCAGGAGCUGGUUCAUCCCGACUCGCACAACCGCUUCGGCAAGACGGCGCUGCAGGUGAUGAUGUUCGGCAACACGUUUGUGGCAGAGGAGCUGCUGAAGCAGGGCGCCAGCCCCAACAUCCAGGACGAGGCCGGCCGGGCGCCCGCCCAUGACGCCGCCCGCACCGGCUUCCUGGAUACCCUGCGCGUGUUGGUGGAGCACGGGGCCGAUGUCAACGUGCCUGAUGGGGCGGGGGCGUUGCCUGUCCACGUGGCUGUCCGGGAGGGGCACAUGGAGGUGGUGCGGUACCUGGCGCCCGAGUCCAACCUGCGGCACCGUGAUGCCGAGGGGCGCACCCCACUGGAGCUUGCCCGUCACCUGGGCCUCUCACGCCUCGAGGCCAUUCUGGAGCAGCACCUCUCUGCCCCCGCGUAACACCUUCCUGGGCAGGAGGUGGGUGGCACCGAUCCUCCUGGGACAUCCCCAGUCCCACCGUUGCACCCGCCCCAAAGGGACUUGCCUGCCCCCUCCCGUCCUAAUUCCCGGCCCGUGUAAAGGCAGCUCCCGACCCCCACCUACCUCAGAGUUCGUCUUUAACUUUCACUGUUGUUUCUAUUUAUAUUUUUUGUGGGUGCUUUUCUCCCCUCCUAGGAUGUUCCCAAGUGGGGGGGGCUUCUCCCCACCCCGUCCUCCUUGCCGUGGGUGCUUCCCCGCUCCCUCCCGGAUGGCUGACCUGUGUGUGUAUGUGGGGGGAAGCCUGGUUUUGCUGCCCAUGAUUCAAACUCAAACCUCUGGGUGGCUUGCUAACCUUGCAGCCAGGAGGAGUACCUGCCAUGCUGCAAAGCCUGUCUGCGGUGUGGGGAGGGCACGGUGACACAACGGUGCUUCAGUUGCAAAGCCGGACCUUCCCUGCCCCCUCCCACUUCAGCGCAAAGCAGUGGGGGGGGGUUGUGUGGCUCCCUAGGAGAGAGCUCCAUGCACAGGGCUCUCUGGUCUCUCCCCACCCCCGUAUCUGCCGGUCUACCCCCCCUUCCCCCGCCUUGUACAGUGUUAUUUUGUGAGUGUCCGUUUUGCAUUGAACCCAGCCGGGAGGGGCGGGGAGUUGGUGGGGGGCACUGGGAACUGCGGCAUGCAAAGGGUUAAUGGGACCAAGCUGAUGAGGGGGGCAGGGGGUUAGAGCCCAGCACAGUGGGGGGCUGCUCCUGUGUCAGCACAGCAGGUGCUUGGCACCCCACCUGGGGCUGGACUUGAGUUGGGGCUAUGGGACAAAUACCCAUGUCUAGGGCCAGCCGGCAUUUGGGAUCCCCCAUGGCAAUGCAUGGGGCUGCUAUUAAAGAGGGCAUCCCACCGGCAAGAGCCUCACGUUGCCCAUGGGGUUCCACGCCCCGUCCCAGCUCAAUAUCAGCUCUGUGCCUCCCGCCCCGACUCGGUCCAGGCUGCCCUAGAGACUACACAUCCCAGCAUGCAAUGCAGCUCACGCUGGGCUCUGUGGUCUUGCCAAGCCACGCUCCAGCCACGGUUUGGGGGAUGGUGGCUGGUGUUGUCCCUCCUCUGCUAGGCCCCUCAGGGACGGGCGAGCAGCGUCCCUUCCCCGCAAGCGCCCGUGUGUUUGAAACAGAAUUGUCUUUGCGUUGAAAACGUUUGAGCUUGAUUCUUCCGGCAGCAGCCUCUUCCCGGGAUGAAUUGGUGGAUCUGUGCUGUGUAUAUAGUGGUUUUUUUAAAACAGAGAAAAGAUUAAACCAGAUUCUAUUUAUUGUGCUUUGGAGGAAAUGUUGGGGGAUAAUUUAAUGUUUUUAACCAUUAAAUUAAUAUUUGUG
This is a messenger RNA of Dermochelys coriacea (leatherback sea turtle), 1971 nucleotides long. RefSeq names its product cyclin dependent kinase inhibitor 2D (gene CDKN2D). The transcript is spliced from 3 exons. Gene Ontology annotation, biological process: regulation of cyclin-dependent protein serine/threonine kinase activity; negative regulation of cell population proliferation. NCBI's taxonomy places the organism in Eukaryota, Metazoa, Chordata, Testudines, Dermochelyidae. The coding region runs from base 86 to 589 and encodes 167 amino acids. Gene Ontology annotation, molecular function: protein kinase binding; cyclin-dependent protein serine/threonine kinase inhibitor activity. The record is from RefSeq and is a predicted model, not a curated record. Gene Ontology annotation, cellular component: nucleus.